Messenger RNA from Prosopis cineraria, 3261 nucleotides. RefSeq lists its product as uncharacterized. Lineage: Eukaryota; Viridiplantae; Streptophyta; Magnoliopsida; Fabales; Fabaceae. The transcript has a single exon. The coding region runs from base 388 to 2730 and encodes 780 amino acids. The record is from RefSeq and is a predicted model, not a curated record.
UCCUCCUAGUCUCUCACCUUUUGCGUUGCCAUUAUUUUUUAUCAAUCUCAAUUGUCACUGCCCAAUUCUUCUAUCUCCCCGAACCCCUCCCGUGUCCAUUUCCUUUUUUCAGCAAUGGGCACAUCAUAGAGACAAAAUAAAGCCUCCUCGUCCUAGUUAUUUCCUGGUCUUGUCAGAUCACCGGUCUUGGCCAUGGUAUGGCAUGCCACCGGAAAUUUAAAUUCCGACCGCCAGCGCCAGUUUUCCCCGGCUAAAUGCACCGAAUACGAUGCUGCUUGAUCACGACCCUUGAAUCCCAGAGCGAUAACGACGACGAGGACGGUGAACAUGUAAUCAAACCAUACCUGGUUGAAAUCGGAUUUUUCAUCCUUUUGGGUGCUUACAGCAAUGACGACCACUAACACUACCACACCGUCUGUGGACUCAGCUUCGGCCGAGGAGCUUGCGGCAAAAGCUGUGCACAAGCGCUACGAAGGGUUGGUCAUGGUUCGAAACAAGGCCAUUAAAGGCAAAGGGGCUUGGUAUUGGGCACACCUGGAGCCCAUGUUGGUUCACAACACUGACACUGGACUUCCUAAAGCAGUGAAGCUCAGGUGCUCUCUAUGCGACGCCGUAUUUUCCGCCUCCAAUCCCUCUCGUACCGCUUCUGAGCAUCUAAAGCGCGGAACUUGUCCCAAUUUCAAUUCUGCGCCUGUACCCAUUUCCUCCGUUUCACCUACGUCUGCAAUUGUGUCGUCGCCUCCUUCUUCUUCCGUGCACCACAGCCACCGCAAGAGAACUUCAUCGUCUUCUUCUUCUGCUGCUAGAGCGACUGGUGGUGGGCCCGCUUCGUCUUACCAAGCUCCGCAGCUUGCCAUAGUGGAUCCGUCGCGAUUCUGUGGGGAGCUCAAGUACACGACUUCGUCAGCAUCACCUACUCCUGUAGUGACGGGUGGUGCAGCAGGUUUGUUGCCACAGCAACCGCAUUUGAUGUUAUCUGGUGGAAAGGAGGACUUGGGAGCUCUGGCUAUGUUGGAAGACAGUGUGAAGAAGCUCAAGAGUCCUAAAACGUCACCCGGGCCUACUCUUAGCAAGACCCAGACUGAUAGUGCGCUCGAUUAUCUCGCUGACUGGGUCUAUGAAUCUUGUGGGUCGGUGUCUUUUUCGAGUUUGGAGCACCCGAAGUUCAGGGCUUUCCUUAAUCAGGUGGGUUUGCCAGCUAUUUCUCGCAGGGAAUUAACAGGUGCUAGAUUGGACGCCAAAUUUGAGGAAGCCAAGGUAGAAUCGGAGGCGCGGAUUAGAGAUGCCCUGUUCUUUCAAGUCGCGUCUGAUGGGUGGAAACCCAAGAAAUAUGGGGUUUACAGUGAUGAAAAUUUGGUUACUUUGAGAGUGAAUCUCCCCAAUGGGACCAGUUUGUACAGAAGGGCGGUGUUUGUGACCGAUUCUGCUCCUUCUAAGUAUGCAGAGGAGGUGUUUUGGGAGACAAUCACUGGCAUUUGCGGGAAUGUUGUGCAACAGUGUGUAGGUAUUGUUGCGGACAAGUUCAAGGCCAAGGCUUUGAAAAACUUGGAGAUUCAGAAUCAUUGGAUGGUAAAUCUUUCUUGUCAGUUUCAAGGCUUCAAUAGUUUGAUCAAGGACUUCGGCAAGGAACUUCAGCUGUUCAGCAGCGUCACCGAGAAUUGUCUCAAGCUCGCAAAUUUUGUCAAUUACAAGUCUCAGGUUCGUAAUAGUUUCCAAAAGUACCAGUUACAAGAGUACGGCCACGCCUGGUUAAUACGAGUACCGAUGCGUGACACCGAACAUUUUAACUUUGGGCCUGUUCACACAAUGAUAGAGGACGUUUCGAGUUCGGCCCGUGCGUUGCAGCUAAUUCUGUUGGACGAAUCAUUCAAAAUGGUAUGCAUUGAAGACCCAGCAGCGAGAGAAGUAGGAGAUAUGAUUCGCGACGUGAACUUUUGGAAUGAAUUGGAGGCAGUUCAAUCGUUGGUUAAACUGGUGAAGGACAUGGCUCUGGAGAUCGAGACAGAACGACCGCUCGUAGGCCAGUGCCUUCCUCUGUGGGACGAAUUAAAAGCAAAAGUGAAGGACUGGUGCUCCAAGUUCCAUAUUGAAGAAGAAUCAGUAGAGAAAGUAAUUGAGAAACGAUUCAAGAAGAACUACCACCCUGCCUGGGCUGCCGCUUAUAUUCUCGACCCGCUUUAUUUGAUAAGGGAUACGAGCGGCAAGUACCUUCCUCCGUUCAAGUGCCUGACGCCGGAGCAAGACAAGGACGUGGACAGGCUGAUCACGAGGCUUGUUUCAAGGGACGAAGCCCAUAUUGCUCUAAUGGAGCUUAUGAAAUGGAGAACAGAAGGGCUGGAUCCUGUUUAUGCUCAAGCUGUGCAGAUGAAGGAGAGGGAUCGCGUGACAGGGAAGAUGAGAAUUGCUAAUCCACAGAGCAGUCGACUUGUGUGGGAAACUUAUCUGACUGAGUUCAAAUCUUUAGGCAAAGUUGCUGUGAGGCUAAUAUUCCUUCACGCAACGUCGUGUGGAUUCAAGUGCAACGUGUCCUUAUUGAGAUGGGCGUUUGCCCGUGGACACUCCAGGACAGCACUGGACAAGGCUCAGAAGUUGAUUUUUAUUGCAGCUCAUUCCAAAAUGGAGAGACGCGAUUUUUCCAGUGACGACGAUAAGGAUGCAGAGCUGUUUGCCUUGGCAAACGGGGACGAUGAUGCGUUCAACGAGGUGCUUGUUGAUACAUCCUCAGCCUAGCAAAUUUUUUUUUUUUUUGAAAAAAAACUUUUUUUAUUGGUUUAUCAGUUAGGAUAUUUAAUUUUUAGAAUUUAUUAAAUUCUUUUCACCACCCACCCUCUUCUCCUUCCUUCUUCUCUCGUCUUUCGUUCCAUUUGGUCUUUGGAUUUUGAGGCAGCAAGGUGAGGUGGGAGAAAGGGAGACAUUUGUUGGGGAAAGGAUUUCUGUGUUGCUAUUGGCCAGCCUCAUGAUUCGAGCAACUUCCAUCUUUGACCCUUGCAUGAUUUUGAAGAAGUUAAAUAUGCGGGGAAACAAUAUCUCUUCUUUGUUCGUAAAGCUAGACAAAAGGAGCAUGAACUGAGUCACACAACUGGAACCGUGUCGUAGAAAAUUUUGUUUCCGAUAUAAAUAAUAGUUGUAAAGGGGAAGGUUUUUAUGAAUUCUCCUUUGGUUUUUAAGAUCCGAUCCCUACUCACUCUCUCACCUGUUGUUGAAACUAGUAAAUUGAAUGCUCUGAAUUUUGUAAAUUAAAAUCAUGUAGCAGUGCAUCCA